Periophthalmus magnuspinnatus is the source of this 3043-nucleotide messenger RNA. RefSeq names its product SMG8 nonsense mediated mRNA decay factor (gene smg8). The transcript has 5 exons. Bases 93 to 2804 code for a protein of 903 amino acids. The record is from RefSeq and is a predicted model, not a curated record. Gene Ontology annotation, biological process: nuclear-transcribed mRNA catabolic process, nonsense-mediated decay. Lineage: Eukaryota; Metazoa; Chordata; Actinopteri; Gobiiformes; Gobiidae.
GUGGUAAACCGGAAGUGUAGCCCUGUGACGAUGGAGGAUGUAACGCCUGUGUUUUGGUUUUAGAGCUGGUCUUUUCUUAUAAUUCUACAAUCAUGGUGGUCCCCGUGGACAUCGAGACUCUCCUGCGGGAAGAGCCGGAGCCUGGAGAGCGGGCCGGAGAGUACUCGGAGCGGCCCGGGGAGGAGGGCCUGUGUGUGGUGGGGGUGUUCGGGAAGAGCAGCCUGCAGCCCGGCUCUCUGAAGGAGUCCCUGCUGGACACUCUGCUGGACAGACAUGUGUUCCCUCCAUUCGGCCCGGGGACCGGCAGCGGGCUGCGCGCGGUGCACGAGCCCGAGCGUCGCGUGCUCUAUCUGCUCAUGAGCUCCGUGUGCGACAGCCGCGAGCUGCUGCACGCUUGUGCUGUUAUGAGCGCAAACAGCGCGCACUCAGACGCGCACGAGCUGUGGAAGAGCCUGGAGCGACAGCACUGUCUGCAGCUGCUCUACCUGUUCUCCGUGUGCCACGUGCUGCUGCUGGUGCACCCCAACCACACGUUUGACGUCACCUACGACCGCCUGUUCCGCGCGAUGGACGCGCUACGCCAGAAAGUGCUGCCGCUGAUCCGCGCGGCCAUCAAAGACUGCACCGUGUCCAAGGAGUGGAAGCUCAACUGCCGACCGUGCCCCCCACGCCUACUCUUUGUGUUCCACAUGAACGGCACUCUGAAGGUGGGUAACGGCCCAGAGUCUGGCACCAACCCGGACAAGCCCAAGAAGCACUCUCCUCGCAGGAGGCUGCAGCAUGCCCUGGAGGACCAGAUCUAUCGUAUUUUCCGUAAAAGCCGCGUGCUGACCAACCAGAGCAGUAACUGUCUGUUCACUGUACCAGCUAACCAGGCCUUUGUGUAUGUGGUGCCCACCGCAGAGGAGGACCCUGUAGGCACUCUACUGGGGCAACUGCAGGCACAAUGUGCUCUUGGAGAACAGGACUCUGUGUCAGGCCCCAGGAGGUACCAGCUGAUGCGGCGCUCAGCACGGGCCCCUGCUCCCUCAGAGCUGGGGGCCGGGCCCUUCUCUGGGGCCCUUCAGGACUGUUCUCUGAAGGAGUUCCUGUGGCAACACGUGGAGCUGGUGCUCACAAAAAAAGGCUUUGAUGACAGCGUGGGCCGGAACCCACAGCCAUCACACUUCGAGCUGCCCUCAUUCUCCAAGUGGCUCCAGGUGGCCUCUAGACUGUACCAGGUGAUGGUGGGGCCCCCUGAGGAGGAGCACAAAGAGCUGCUCCUCAAAGUCCAGAACCAACUCAAAGUACUGGAAGGCUUUCUAGAUGCUGAUGCCAAGUUUUCAGACAACCGCUGUCAAAAGGCCCUGCCCCUGGCCCACAGUGCGUACCAGUCCAACCUGCCCCAUAACUACACAUCCACCGUGCACAAGAACCAGCUAGCCCAGGCGCUGCGCGUCUACAGCCAGCAUGCCCGUGGAGUGGCCUUCCAGCGCUACGCCCUGCAGCUACACGACGACUGCUACAAGUUCUGGAGCAGUGGGCACCAGCUCUGUGAGGAGCGUAGUCUCACUGACCAGCACUGUGUACACAAGUUCCACCUGUUGCCCCAGCCAGGGGAGAAGCCUGACCUGGAUCACAACCCUCCUAUUCUGCAGCACAACAGUAGGGGGCGCUCCAGCAGUAGCUGCAACUGUGGGAGGAAGCAGGCCACCAGAGAGGACCCGUUUGACCUUCAAGCUGCCAACUAUGACUUUUACAAAGUGCUGGAGGACAAGUGCUGUGGGAAGCUGGAGCGCUUGGAGUUCCCAGUGUUUGAGCCCAGCACCCCAGACCCUGCUCCAGCCUGUGAACCCGACCAGAGGCCCCACGGCGAGGGCACAGGACCCGGGGAUGAGAAGAGCCACACUCCUGGAGACCCCAGCCUGAGCCUGGCCUUGAGCCUAGGCCACUCCACUGACAGUUUAGAGCACUUUGGGGAGGGGGAAGCUCCAGAAGCUCCCCGGCAGAAGAGGCCCAGCCUGCUGGACCGCCAGCCCUCCACAGUGGAGUAUCUCCCAGGCAUGAUGCACUCAGGCUGUCCCAAAGGCCUCCUGCCCAAGUUCUCCAGCUGGUCCCUACUCAGACUAGGUGCCGCUAAGGCCUACAAUUGCCACGUGGGCCUGGAACAGCCAGGCUUUUUGCCCAGCUCUGCCUUUCUGCUCCCCUGGGACCUCGUGAUCCGCUCCCGCUCUGAGGAGGAGGGGUUGUCUGAGUCUUUGGACAGCUCUGGACUGUGGCCUGUGCCUAACAAGAGCAUGUCGGGGAAACGCGGGGGGCCAGGGGGGCCUGGGCGCAGCCGGCGCAGGGACGACGUGGCCCGCCUGUACGUGGGCUUUGCCUAUGAGGACAGCAGGGGGCGCCGUUUCAUCAGCGCUGGGCCUGAUAAGAUAGUGAAGGUCAUGGGGCCAGGGGGGGCCAAAGAGCCGGCCUCACGCGUCCUAAGCACAGACAUGCCCCUCUACAUGCCCUCCCCCUCUCAGGGCAGGGGGCUCAAGGUACACUUGGCCCAGCUGUCCCAUCUGUUCAUCGUCGUGCCCGAUGCCCCGCUGGAGGUGACCCUCAGCCCACAGGUGCAGCCAGGCCCUCUCCCCUGCCCCCUCUUCCACCCGGAGCAACCUGAGGUUGUGCUGCCCCCUGACGGGCUGUGGGUGCUGCGCUUCCCCUACGCUUAUGCCACAGAGCGGGGCCCCUGCUACCCACCCAAGGACGGACAGCCUCUGAGCGACUACAAGGUGCUGCGGGGGGUUCUGCGAGCCUGCCCCGUACCCCCUUUGCGCUCCUGAUCCCCCGCAUCCUUAUCCCAUCAGAGGGGAUGUGGUUUCAACAUAUGACUUUAGAACAGACUAUGAGAAAAACUAAUAGAAAGAAGCCUGAUGCCUAUUUAUUGUUACUGAUUUUCUUAAUAAGUGUAUGUGGGAACAAAUUUCUCAGAUUUGUAAUUUGAUUCUCUUUUUGAUUUGAUUGAUUUUGAUUACGUAAGUAAAGUAAAUAUGUAAGAAUAAAAUCUGCCUUUGUACUACAG